AUGGAAGACGACGACCUCGUCGAAAUGGCAAAUGGCGAUCUAGAGUUCCUCCAGCUACUACGAGAGGCCAUGCCACGGGAGGCUUCUAUGAGCAUCCAAGCCACCCAAUGGACCAUCGAUCCCCAAGAUUCAUGCCCUCUCUUCGCACGCUUUCCCUUCGAGAUUCGGCAGGAAAUCUUCUCGUAUGCUCUGUCAGAGCAUGACAGCCACUUUGACAUCCAUGGCCAACCCCGAGUGGGUUUCCCGAUUCCUGAGCCGAAAUGGCUGGUGUGCGACUUGCCUGAGAACACCUCCAAGCCCAUGCCCGAGCAUAGCAGCCUGGAAAACAUUGAUCUCGACUACUAUUCGCCGCGGGAGAAACCCAUUAGGGAGCUUUUUCGCGAGUGCCCAUUCUGGCUCCGUCCCGGCACAUCGGCUACAAGGUUUCAGCAUACCUCGAUUUUGCGCACAUGCCGACGCAUAUUUCUGGAAGCACGAGAUCUCCUCAUGAAGAACGCUACGCUUCGCAUCUUCUAUGACGCCGAUCUUACCAAUUUAAGGAUCGAUGCAAGACCGAGCGUGCACAGCAGGCAGCGGAUGACGCGAUAUACCGCUAACCGAUUGACAUCGCUGGAGGUCUACUACAACCAAGAUCUACUGGAAACUGAUUUCCUCGAGAGAUUCGACACAAACAAAAACCUACUUUGUGUAGAAGACCUUCGCAUCACUCUCCGCAAGAACGACUGGCGUGAUGGGUCAGAAACUUUUGGACUCCAGCUCACCCCCUAUGGCGACGGCCGCGACGACGAAGAUGAUGACUGGCAAUUAAUGCAAGAUCACAUGGCGCUCGAAGAAGAGCACCGCCAGGGCCGAGCUCCUAUCCCGCCCAUUCCAUACACAAGACGGGAGAGCAAUAACGGAGAGUUAACCUGGGGCGAGUCGCUCAGCAUGAUACCCAACCUGAAGCGGUUCACCAUGGACUUUGAGUACAGUGAGGAUCAGUUUGAAAGACUCAAAGAGCUAGCCGAGUGGGCUCAGCGUGUCUGGAUGUUCCGACUGGGCGGCAAGAUGAAGGGUUACUAUCUCAGCGCAAAGGAUAACCCUGUCAAGGUGUACAGCUGGCGCGGGUUGACGCCACACAUGGGAGCGACCAUCAUCUGUUUCGAUGAAGACUGCCCACAGAAAUCCCUGGAUUCUGACCCUGACGACUCUGGUGACUCUGACGAAGACAGUUCAGAGAUGUGCUGUAUCGAAACCUACAAGCGCAUGGGAUACGGCUUUGGACCGAGGAUGUACACCUUCACCGUGACGUGGACAGCGAGGAAGCUGAAGCCUGAAGACGGCGACGACCCUACGAUCCUCGGGACCGAUGAACUUCAGGCACAGUGGCUAGAGGUGUACCGUGAUAGCCUGGCGCCGUGA
This is a messenger RNA of Fusarium vanettenii 77-13-4, 1401 nucleotides long. RefSeq lists its product as uncharacterized. The coding region runs from base 1 to 1401 and encodes 466 amino acids. Lineage: Eukaryota; Fungi; Ascomycota; Sordariomycetes; Hypocreales; Nectriaceae. The transcript has a single exon. The record is from RefSeq and is a predicted model, not a curated record.